Molecule: messenger RNA, 1458 nt
Organism: Ochotona princeps (American pika)
Lineage: Eukaryota; Metazoa; Chordata; Mammalia; Lagomorpha; Ochotonidae
Gene: KRT39
Product: keratin 39
Exons: 7
Coding region: 1-1458 (485 amino acids)
Molecular function (GO): structural molecule activity
Source: RefSeq, a predicted model, not a curated record
AUGGAUACCAAGGGCCGUGCAGCAACUACUGCUUCUUCUUCAGCCUCAUCCCAAAACCACUGUAGGAUUACAAAUGUUAUCCAUUCCAACAACACCUGCUGUCGUGGUGGUUCUAAGGCCAACAGCUGCCGUGUUCUGAGAACUGUCCAGGUCCAGGGUUGCCAUCAUCCUCCUUGCUUUUGUCGCAGACCCAUGUACCUGGUAAAGAACUUCAGUGCCUGUUCUCUGGAUGACUGGGGUUGCCGUGGUGAAGGCAUCAACAGUCACGAGAAAGAGACCAUGCAAAUCUUGAACGACCGCCUGGCUAGCUACAUGGAAAAGGUGCGAAUACUGGAACGAGGGAAUGCCAAGCUGGAGGCUCAAAUCCAGGAAGAGAGCAACAAAGAGCUCCCUGUCUUGUGUCCCGAUUACCUGUCCUACUAUUCAACCAUUGAAGAGCUCCAGCAGAAGAUCUUGUGCACCAAGGCUGAGAAUUCCAGACUGGUCUCACAAAUUGACAACACCAAACUGGCUGCAGAUGACUUGAGAGCCAAGUAUGAAACAGAGGUGUCCCUACGGCAGCUGGUGGAGGCAGACACCAACAGCCUACGGCAGAUCCUGAAUGCACUGACCCUGGCCAAGGCUGACCUGGAGGCGCGAGUCCAGUCUCUGAGGGAGGAGCUUCUCUGCUUCAAAAACAACCAUGAACAGGAAGUGAAUUCCUUGCAGUGCCAGCUUGGGGACAGACUCAACAUUGAAGUGACCGCUGCCCCUUCUGUGGACCUAAACCAGGCUCUACAAGAAAUGAGAUGUCAAUACGAGUCCAUCAUGGAGACAAACCGUAAAGAUGUAGAACAAUGGUUCAACAUGCAGAUGGAGGAGCUGAAUCAAGAAGUGGUGACCAGCUCUCACCAGCAGCAGUGCUGUCAGAAGGAGAUCAUCGAACUGAGACGUACCGUGAAUGCUCUGGAGAUUGAACUGCAAGCCCAGCACCGAAUGAGAGAUUCCCAGGCAUGCAUGCUGACGGAGACGGAGGCCCGCUAUGCCACCCUGCUGGCCCAGAUUCAGAGUCUGGUCGACAACCUGGAGGCUCAGCUGGCAGAGAUUCGUAGUGCCCUGGAAGGACAGAACCAAGAAUAUGAGAUUCUGCUGGACGUCAAGUCCCGGCUGGAGUGUGAGAUCGCCACGUACCGCAGCCUUCUGGAGAGCUCCGACAGCAAGCUUCCCUGCAACCCAUGUGUCACCAAAUGUGAGCCUGCCACGUGCACAUCCUGCAAGGCCAGAGCCAAAGAAUGCUCGACUCCAGUCCAUGUCUCCUCAGUCCCUCAUGGGAUCCUGAAGCCGUGCAGUGCCUAUGGACCCCUGACCCGGCUACUGGUUAAAAUAUGCACCAUCACGCAGGAGAUUCAGGAUGGGAAGAUCAUUUCCUCUCACGAGCAUGUGCAACCUUGCUACAUCACCAGACUGGUCAAAGUCUAA